UGUCCCCCAGUCGUGGGGGUGGACGGAGAGUGACCACGGCCACCCCUUGCCACCUCCUAGCUCCGCCACUGCAUUUCUCAAAACAAUUACUUACAAUGUAAAAGGGCCUGAACUUCCACAAGGUCUUUCAGAGCUUGUUCAACACUGUAAAAGAGAUUUGCCAAGGGCAGCAGCUGGCUGUACUUCUUCAUCAUCACUUUCCUGUCGGCUUCGUUCAGGUUUGCACGUUGUAACUUCUGCUGGAGACGUCUGUGCUCCUCCAUAAGUUGUUGAAUAUACUUCUGAACGGAACCGUUGUUGUACAAGUCACCCGCAUAACUACUGCGACAAAGGCGCCUUGACGCCAAAGCAACACUGCGUUGCACCACUAACAUAUUAGCAUGAUUUGAACUAGUAUGUCCUGAGAUUGCCCUCCACCGUCCUCUUUUCAGGUUGUAUACUUCGCGGUGAGUGACGGAACACAAGCGGGACCAACUGCGAAAAAACAUUUGAGAACUCACUUGUUUACAUGAAAACGACGAAUAUAAAAUGGUAUAAUAAGUGAUACUGUAGUGCCAUGCAACAACAUUAACUCGAAACCCGGAAGUAGUUUGGGAAAUGGCGUAAGGGCGCUAGCGACUUUGGGCUUGUUUUUUGGAAAGUAGUUUGCAAAUUUCCAAGUUCCCUGUUGUUUUAGUUGGCAUUUUUUGUAAAGUCGCCUACGAACCCCCAACUUCCUUGUCGAGCCAGUCUCUUGGUUCUUUCGCGAGACAAUUGCAACACUGGUUGGCCGCAGAGAAUUCUGGGAGUAUGAGUUUUAAUUUAAGAUAUGACAAGCUAAUGGCCAUUCUGUCGCUAUAAUCAUUUUAGUUCGGUUAUGUAAAUGGUCACUAAAACGUUAUCCUAUCCGACGGUGUUAAAAUGGCAGCUUGUACAAAUGAAGGCCACAACCAAUUAUCAUUAACCCAAGCCCUGGAAAGCAUUAGCCAACAUGGCUACACUCAGACGGAAGCGCUUCAAGAGAAGCAGAUGACUCUCAGCUCCCUUCAGGUGACACUGGCAGAUUUGCAGAAGACAGGUGAUGAGGCAGAGAAGAAGCUGAGAUGUAAAUCCACAGAGCUCCUCUUCCUUGAGGGUGAGAUGAUGCAUUUGAAGAGGCAGAUGCAGGCCCGACAUGACCAGUGUGCUUCCAUCAGAGCGGACAACACAAAACUCCUCGAGCAAAUAAGCGAGGCCGAAGAGAAGGCCUGCACGGCACAGACACGGUUUGAAAUUUAUCGAAGAAAGAUGAAUGACUACAGACAGGCGGUUUUGCAUGCGUCUGGCUGGACUUUGGCUUGCAAGGAGCUGGAGGAGAAGCGGGCGCUGUUUCAGAGCCUGAGGAAGGCCAAGGAGGAGCUGAAGGAGGAUUUAAAGAAUUCUCAGGGAAAUACAGCCCGGACGGCAAAGAGAGAGGUUGAUGCUCUGACAGAGGAGAUUGCUGCCAUGAGGAAAACUAUAGCUGAGAGGAGAGAAAAUCUGCAAAAAGAGUUGGAAAGCCAUGCACAGAUAAAGAAAGACAUUGAGAUUCAAAACAAGCGCUUUGCAGCCAUGGUCAAGUGCCUCCAUCGCCAGCUGAGCAAGGCGCAGGCUCUCCACAGGCAGAUGUCCAGUGACGUCUACCGCAUGGAGAGACAGAUAGCUGAGCUGAAAAUGAAGCUGGGAUCAUCGAGUGAUUCGGUGGUUAGUGAUAAAUAGAUAUAGCUGCAGGAUAUUGAGGAGUGGAAAUGAGCGUUCAGUCUGGUUUGCGUGAAGAGGUUGUUGGUGCAACUAAUCAGCAGAGGGCAGCAGUCUCAAAUGUAUGAACUUGAUAACGUGACACAUUCAUUAUGCAUGU
Messenger RNA from Dunckerocampus dactyliophorus (ringed pipefish), 1855 nucleotides. RefSeq lists its product as uncharacterized. NCBI's taxonomy places the organism in Eukaryota, Metazoa, Chordata, Actinopteri, Syngnathiformes, Syngnathidae. The record is from RefSeq and is a predicted model, not a curated record. The transcript has 6 exons. The coding region runs from base 901 to 1716 and encodes 271 amino acids.